Trifolium pratense (red clover) is the source of this 1610-nucleotide messenger RNA. RefSeq names its product ethylene-responsive transcription factor RAP2-7-like. Bases 376 to 1395 code for a protein of 339 amino acids. The transcript is spliced from 7 exons. Gene Ontology annotation, biological process: regulation of DNA-templated transcription. The record is from RefSeq and is a predicted model, not a curated record. Lineage: Eukaryota; Viridiplantae; Streptophyta; Magnoliopsida; Fabales; Fabaceae. Gene Ontology annotation, molecular function: DNA binding; DNA-binding transcription factor activity.
GUGCAAUUCCAAGGGUUGAAAACAUGGAAAUAUUAUUUUGCCUUGUUAUUAACUCAUUCCAAAGAAAAGAAGAGAAUUAUUCAAUAUUGUCAGUCUUAACAGCUAGCACUUCAUAAUAUCGUUCCUUUCUAGCCUUUCAAUCCUCAACAAAAUCUCUAGUGCCUUAACCUUUCUGGUCCUAUCUUUCUCCUUCUUUCCUCUACCUUAACUUCACUCACCAACUCAUUCUAUCUUCUUCUGCUAUACUUACUCAUUAAAGUGAUAUUUCCCCCUCUCUAUGUACUUUGAUUUUGCUUCAUAAAUAAGUACAUGAGAUUGCUUCAAAAGGCUAUAUUUUGAAGACAAUAAACUGAUAAAAUAUAUCCUUUUGAAGACAUGUCUAUGUUGGAUCUUAAUGUUGACAUAAUCCAUGUUGAUGAUUACUCAACUAAUGUUCAAAAGGGGUUGCAACUUCAAACUUUUCCACAUGAAAUAUCAGAUUCUAGAACCUCCAACUCUUCUGUUUCGAAUCCAACAGACGAAUAUUCCUCAAACAAUUCAGUUCCUUUCAACUUUGACCUGUUGAAGAAAGAAAAUGAUGUCUCGGAAACAAUCACAAGGACCCUUUUCCCUGUGAGUGCUGAUGGAGGAGGUAGAUUAUGUGAUUCCAAUUCCAUUAAUCAAAGGUUGAACUUUGAUGAUCAAAAUGGACACAGAACCUUGCAGCAAAAGCAACCUAGGAAAAGUAGGAGAGGACCAAGGUCUCGAAGCUCACAGUUCCGGGGUGUUACCUUCUACCGUAGGACGGGUAGAUGGGAGUCACAUAUAUGGGAUUGUGGGAAGCAGGUCUAUUUGGGUGGAUUUGACACUGCUCAUGCUGCUGCAAGAGCAUAUGAUAGGGCUGCUGUUAUGUUUAGGGGAGUUGAUGCUGAUAUAAACUUCAUUUUAAGUGAUUAUGAAGAGGAUUUGAAGCAGAUGAGAGGUUUGAGCAAGGAAGAAUUUAUUCAAAGACUUCGUAGACAAACCAAUGGAAACUCAAGAAGAAGUUCAACAUACAGAAGUAUAUUACCUCUUCACAAAUAUGGUCAAGAAGAUCCACCAUAUGUGGCAAAAACAUUUUGUCACAAGUCACACAUGAAGGAAACCAGUUUUAAGGCCUCUACUACUUAUAAGGGAGAAAUAAUUGCAAAUUCCAACAAAUUACAUCAUCUUGAUUUGAGUCUAAGGAUUUCACCAUCUUCCAAACAAUUGGAUAACAAUAAUUCUGGAGUUGGAUUUUCUUCUGCAUGUACCACCUAUAUGAUACCUCAAGAAAGGGGAACAAUGGAGAUGGCUUUGUUAAACAUUAAAAAGGAAGUUCCUUGCAACAAGUAUUGGCCUGGCAAUUUUGCAGCAAUGGGAGAAGAAUUGCAUUAGGGUCGUUGCAAUCAAAUGCAGCAGCAUCAUCAGGAUUCGUUUCCACACUUCCUCCAAUCAACUCACAUACAAUUUCAUCAUUGUCUCAACCACAAUAUUAUAGAUGAUCAUGAAUAUAAUGUUGUAGCUAACUAAAGCCUUUAUUUUUUCUUGAGGCAAGAGUAGCUAUAUAAAGCCAUAUUCAACGAAUUGAUCAAUUACUUUGCCAUCUUCAA